Choloepus didactylus (southern two-toed sloth) is the source of this 4039-nucleotide messenger RNA. It is a transcript of the gene GNG7, whose product is annotated as G protein subunit gamma 7. Gene Ontology annotation, biological process: G protein-coupled receptor signaling pathway. The transcript is spliced from 6 exons. Bases 317 to 523 code for a protein of 68 amino acids. Gene Ontology annotation, molecular function: G-protein beta-subunit binding. Lineage: Eukaryota; Metazoa; Chordata; Mammalia; Pilosa; Megalonychidae. Gene Ontology annotation, cellular component: heterotrimeric G-protein complex. The record is from RefSeq and is a predicted model, not a curated record.
UGCGCGGCGGGGCUGAGGCGGCCGGGGCGGCCCGAGCGCAGAUAUUUACUGGAGACAUUUGUGGAUGUCACGACUGGGGAGGGGUCCCCCUGGCAUCGAGUGGGGGGAGCCCGGGGAGGCUGCUCAGCACCCCACAGUGCCCAGGACGCCCCAUCCCAUGUCAGCCAAGUGUGCGGGAAAUCCUGCGGUUGCUGACGUGGGUUUGGCGCCUGGACGUCGGUGAAGACCGCCGGGCCUUGCACAGGGUAAAGUGGUGCUUCCUGGGAAAACUGAAAAAGCUCUCUGGACGCCCGGGCCCCGGAGCCGAUGGCAGACGAUGUCAGCCACUAACAACAUAGCUCAGGCCCGGAAGCUCGUGGAGCAGCUGCGCAUCGAGGCCGGGAUCGAGCGCAUCAAGGUCUCCAAAGCCUCGUCCGAACUCAUGAGUUAUUGUGAGCAGCACGCCCGCAGCGACCCCUUGCUGGUUGGGGUGCCCGCCUCCGAGAACCCAUUUAAGGACAAGAAACCAUGCAUCAUUCUGUAGCCUUGUUCUCUUGUGCGCUGUGCGUGCAACGUCUCUCUCUCGCUGUCUCUCGCGUGCUCUCUCUCUCCCUCCAGCAGGGCACCGUUUAGUCCUUAGCUCUAAAGGAAAGCCUCUCGAGACCCCCAAACUUUUAAUUCCAAAAGAAAUGCAAAGCACUGCAACCAUGCAGACGGGGUUGAGAACUGUCUUCUAGCUUUAGACGGGUUUAAAGAUCAACAAUGCACCCCACUAUUUCGAUCAAGGACACCCCAAACACCCAAGCGGUGUGGUAACAAUUUUUUAAAACUCCCAAAGGCCGGUGGGAUUGUCCAGAGCCGAGCUGGACGAGGCCAAAGGGGAUGAGACGGGCAAAUCCAUCGCCAGCUUGGGCUGGCCUGGCUGGGCAGCGGCUCCCCUACAAUUGGCCAUUUGUGCAAAGCCUUCCACCAGGUCCCUGGGAUGUUUUUUAAGAAGAGGUAAAAUUUGGGGUGGGGGUUGGAAGUGGGGAGGCCAUAAUGACUUUUCUCGAAAACUCUUCUUUUUGCUUUAACAAUUGUUAUUCCAUUCUGCUAAGGCCGGAUUUUCAUGGCCAAAUCCGCAACUUAAGUGACAAUGUGAAAGACACAAAUGGGUUUUAGGGGCCAGGCGGGGUCCAGGGCUGGGGAGAGAGCUUUAUCUAUGAAAUGCCAACUAUUUGCCCCUCGACAGCCACCCCGGGCCCCAUCGUCCGCUGGGAAGAGUCCAGCUCUCAAAUUGCCGAUUGCAUUUUGUUUUAUUUUAAGCAGGAGCCAUGGAUAUGGGUUGUUUCGGCUUUGAUCUUAUUUGGCUCUUCCAAUUUGGGGUUUGUUUGUGUUUUUUUUUUUAUUCCCCGCUUCUUGCCCAUUGCCCACCACCGCGUUUCAAGCCGAAACACAGCGUCCUGGCGGGCAGAGCCGCUUUUCACUUCUGCGUGCCAAAAGUUCCUCUUCGUCCCAGAAACGAAAACUUAUUUACGCUCAGCUCUUUUUGCUCCUUGCUGUUGCCCGACCCUCCAAUUCUGUCCCCCACGCCCUCACCCCACAACCAGGGGCGCUUGGCUUGAGGAAGUGAAAUAAGUGAAAUCUCGUGGCACUCGAAUCAUCGCUGUCCCCAACAGCGUUGGCAAUUUGAGGUGUCCGGGAGCGGGGAGGGGGCACUUUUGAAAACAUUAGGUUUUCCUCUUUUUUGAUGCAGACAGCGAAACGAGCAGGUGGCAGAAGGAAGGGACAAAAUGCUCUCCCUUCCUGUGCCCGCCGGCGUCACGGGCAGCCAAACCUGGGCCCCACCUGUCCCCGGCGGCCAGGCCUGUCCCCCUUACCCGCCAUCACCCCAGGAGCUGACCUGGAAAUACCAGGGGAUGGUGCCGAGCCCAGCUCUGUCUGCCCCUAGAAAUCAGAUUCUGAGGGCUCCCUGGACGGCCACCGAGCCCGGGGCCUCGCCUUAGGGAGCAGGACCAGGGGAUGGCCAGGGGACAGCCAGGGGGGCAGGGACAAGCCCCCUACCCAGGCCUUUGGGCUCCCUUCCCUCCCCGCUGGGGCCUUGCCAAAUGAAGAUGGCUCCCGAGAGCCCAAGGUUUGGGGGUGCUGGGUGGAGAGAAGGUGGGAGGUGAGGCCCCGGCGAGCUCCCAAAGGCCUGGGCUGGAGGGUGCCGGCUUCCUCCUGGCUCCCGGCGGGUCCGGGAAAGCCAGGGGGUUUGGGGAGCCCACCCUGGGAUAAGGAGAGGCAGGGAAGCUUCCAGACUCUGCAGCCUUCUCUUAACCGGGCUGGAGAGCGGGGGACCCCCAUCCACAGCAGAGGUGGCAGGAAGGGGCCCAGGACGCACGCAGGUAUGGGGUUCUGUGGGCGGGGCUUGUCGAGGCCACGCCUGCUGCCUGGAAGGCCCCGCCCCAGGCUCCACCCCCUGGGCCGCUGAGGCACCCGGGCGGCUGGCAGGGGUUGGAGAGGCAAACCUCUUUCCCUUGAAAAGCAGCCUUAAUCCCUGAGGCUGCACCAGGUCCUGCUCCAUCCGUCCGUCCUGCCUCCAGCGGCCCCCUCCGGCCAGCUCCAUUCCGGCCACCAGGCUCCAAAGGGGACAGAAGAUCUAGCUCUCAGGGACACUCCGGGGACCCACCACCCUGCACGGCCAAGAGGAAGGAUGAGGACGCACCUGCGCCAAGCCCAGGCCACCCCUAUGUCUCCACGGGGGGUGGCCCCAGAGAGGCCGCUGGAGGGACACAGGCCAGGGUGGCCAGGGCCCCCGGACAGAGGGGGCUGGGAGUGAACCCCAAGCUCCGAGCCGGACCCCCGGAGGUCUCCUAGCCCCGCAGGCCCUGCACCCCGUGCCCUUCUGCUCCGGCCGAGGACCACACACAGCCUGGUGGAAGCCCCUGGUUUCCAGAGAGGAUCCUGCCCAGACGCCGGAGACCCCCGGAUCCGAGCCCCACGUUGCGUGUAAACUGAGGCCCAGAGUGGUGGUGGCCGCGGGGCCGCUGAGGAGGGCCCCUGGGUUGUUCCCCCCAUCAUGUGCACCUCCACUCCCUUGGGGACACCCCCCCAGGCCGCCUCUCCCCCGCCCCCUGUGACCGGACCACCACAACCUCAGUCCCGAGGGAGGGGGCUACAGGCAAAAACCAGAAAAAGAUCCAAUUUUUCUCUCCUCUGAGUCAGCUCAAUGCUCGGAAGCCGUCUGUGGCCCAGAACCAUCCGCGCGGGUUGCGGGAGCUGCUUGAGCUUUUCUGUUGCAUGUUUGCCAUUUUUUUCCCAUGCUUUUCUGGGGUCGUGUGCCUCGUGCAAAACGGGGACCAGGUGCUGGUGGAGCCCACGCCAUGCCGUGGGGAGAACGGAGCUGUGAGGGGGGAGAAAAGAAAAACAGCUGGCUCAGGGCUUCCAGCAGGUGCCGGAAGGAGCUAGAACACACGCUCCCCCCACCAUCCUCCCCAAAGGUAACCAGGCCCCUGCCCAAGGAUUAAGGGACUCCGUGGUGACCUCCGGCCUCCAGGGAGAUAAACCGAGGCAGUGGAAGGUGUUUGUCUUUCCUCCUGGUCACUCGGCCUCUUUGAUGCCCGGGUUGCCGUCACCGGGUCUCGGUAAAGACCCCCACCCUGCUCGCACUCGGGGGGCAGCCAGGAAAGGCCAUCGGGCCGCCGCCGGGGCAGGAGUGACACAGGGCAGGGGGUUUCCGGGCUGAGGCGAAGCCCCCAGACCAUCCUCCUUCCUUGGGGAGCACUUUUCAAAUAAACAAGCCCCCCUCACCUCCCAUCCCCUGGAAGGCCACCGUCCAUCGGACACCCCGCCUCGUCUCCCUGUCCUUCCAGACCGUGGCCAAACGUUUGUGAAGAGCAGCUGCCUGUUUCCGGAAGCCACCUGCGGUUCCGAUAGGUUCCGACCCAUAUGCCUUUUGCCGUCCGGUUGUUCUCAUUUCUGAUUUUUGAAAUCCCGGGGUGCGCCGUCCCCACUCUUUCUUGCAGUGUUUUAAUAUCGUGUGGAAUUGUUCAGACAAAGUGAAUUAAGACACAAUAAAAAGGCUCACUCGUUCCUUUUC